AUGGACUAUUUGCCCGAUCUCCCUCCGCCACCCAUUCUACCUCGUUCUUUACAACGAAAACCGACAGCGAUAACGGAGAUCGUCACAGAACCAGAGCCCAUACCAGAAUCAGAGUUCGCAAUAGGAUCAGAGUCCACUUUAGUACCAGAUCUCACACCAGAUCCAGAGCCUAUUCUAGAACCAGAAUCCCCACCAGAACAGAAGUCCUCAACUCAACGAAAAUCCGCGCCAGAGAGACUCCCAAAGCCCUCACAGGGCGAAGCUUCCAAUCAAAAACCUCAAGAUACACCCCCUCAAUCAGUCGAGGAAGAACUAGCAUGCUAUAUCCUAGCCAUCCAAGAAGACCACGAAACGGAAAUCGGCUUCCUCCAACGAGACCUGCACCGCGAAAGAACCAAACGCAUUCACCAAACCCAAGAACACAUUCGCGAGACCGAAACACUGAAAGCCCAAGUCCAAGAUCUUACCGCCCAAUUAGAAGCAAUAAAAGCCUCAAUCCCAGGGACUUUCGAAAACAAAUGUUCCUCUCUGCAAAAACUCACCCAGGAAUUCCCGCAAAUCAAGACGAAAGAACUGGCGAUUCUGGUUUGCGAAACGUAUUCCACAAUCGAUCUUCUCAAUCUGCUGAACCCACUAGGCUCCUCAUCCGAACCGGUGACGAAGAAAAGAUAUGGCAAUGAUAGUAAGAUCUGGUGCUCGGUGUUCUUGACUUAUGUCGAGAUCUUGCAUUCGCUUUACUCUCAGACAUAUCCUGGACUUUUAUCCCAAGUCUUGAAGUUCCAUCGUGAGAUUUUGCAACUUGCUGAGAGGUACUCGUGGAAAGAUCAGGUUCUUCCUUUGGCGCUUUUUCACCAUGGGAUGGUGAGGAAGAAUGAUGUGACAAAGGCGGAGAACUGGGAGAUUCCUGAGACGACUAGGAGGAGGUUUUGUCCUGAACCUGUUGUGGAUGUGGUGAGUGUGAAGGAACAGAGCUUCAAGAUGGGAAAGGGGAAGGAGAAUGAGAAGAAGGAAAAGAGAAAGAAACCGCCUGAGAGAUUGACGGAGCGCGAUUUCAUGCUAGGGUAUACUCCUUGGUGGGAGAGACUUACGGGAAUCUUUGGAAACAGGAGCAGUGUAAGUUUGGGUAUGAUGAGAUUUGGAUAGUGGCUGAUGUCUGCAGGGUUGUCUCGUCAUGGCGCAUUUGGAUGGAAUUAUGGGAAGAGGUUCAAAGAUAUCUAAUUAA
Molecule: messenger RNA, 1222 nt
Organism: Hymenoscyphus albidus
Lineage: Eukaryota; Fungi; Ascomycota; Leotiomycetes; Helotiales; Helotiaceae
Source: the annotation of a GenBank genome assembly